This is a messenger RNA of Blastocystis hominis, 450 nucleotides long. RefSeq lists its product as hypothetical. Bases 1 to 450 code for a protein of 149 amino acids. The transcript has a single exon. The record is from RefSeq and is a predicted model, not a curated record. NCBI's taxonomy places the organism in Eukaryota, Bigyra, Opalinata, Blastocystidae. Gene Ontology annotation, molecular function: ubiquitin-like modifier activating enzyme activity.
AUGGAGAGCGGGGUUUCGGAGGACGCAAUGAAUGGGCACAUUCAGCUCAUGCUUCCUGGAAGGACUGCUUGCUUCCAGUGCAUUCCACCCGUCGCCGUUUCUUCAGGGAUGGAUGAAAGUCAAAUAAGAAGAAACGGUGCUUGCACAGCUUCGCUUCCUACCACAAUGGGCAUCAUUGCUGGCUUGCUAGCCCAGAAUACUCUAAAGUAUUUACUAGGUUUUGGUCAGGUAUCGUAUUACCUCGGCUUUAACUCGCUCACAAACCAUUUCCCCACAGGGUUGCUUCUGCCUUGCAAAGAUUGUGAGAAUCCUGAUUGUCUCUUGUUGCAAAAGCAAUAUGCAGGGAAGUGGAAGCCACAGGUAUGGGAAAGGAAGGUGGUAGUUGAAGAAUCUACAGAGGAAGCGGAGUGGGGUAUAACAUAUCUUUAUAAAAAUGGUAUUGUUCCGUAA